ACUACGAGCCUAUCCGUGUAUGAAUGAUACAAUGUAUAGAGAUAUACAGGGAGGACAUAGACUAUAGUUAUAUAGAGUGGCUCCUGUCCGGACAUGUCGGUGUAGUCGGUGUCCCCGGGCGGUAUACACAGUAGGUGCAGCACACACCCCCCCAUAGAGACACACAGGUCACACAUACGGGUCACACGCCGUGUCCGGACACUUCACAUUCUUCCCUCAGUGAGAGUUGUGUGGUCCCUCCCCCUCCCUCCUCCUCCUCACUUCUUCUCCUCACUCUGCCAUGACACCGAGCCGGAGCCCUCACCCUCUCCUCCCCGUGAUGCCGGUUAUCCGCUGGUCUCUGCUUCUCCUCCAGGCCGUCUUCCUGGUCAGCUUCGUCACUUGUAAUGACGCCCCACCGGUACCCGGAGACCAGCUUCAUAUAGAGACCACCUGGGCACCCGAACUCUGUCCGCGGACCGUCACCCAAGGAGACUUCGUCCGAUAUCACUACAACGGAGCCUUCCCCGAUGGCACCAAGUUUGACUCCAGUUAUGACCGCGGGACCACUUACAACGUAUAUGUGGGAAAAAAGCAGAUCAUUGAAGGAAUGGACAAAGCUUUAAUUGGAAUGUGUGUAAACGAGAGACGAUUAGUGAAAAUUCCACCAAGUCUUGCUUAUGGGAGUGAAGGAGUAGCCGGUGUCAUUCCACCAGAUGCCAUUAUACACUUUGAUGUCCUCUUGUUAGAUAUUUGGAAUCCUGAGGACAAAGUCAAAACAGAGACUUACUACAAACCAGAAAAUUGCUCUCGCACAGUACAAGUCUCUGAUUUCAUUCGUUACCAUUACAAUGGGACAAUAUUGGACGGGACACUUUUUGAUUCUAGCCACAACCGCAUGAAGACAUAUGACACCUACAUAGGAAUUGGUUGGCUGAUCCCUGGAAUGGAUACUGGUCUUCUUGGAAUGUGCGUUGGUGAAAGACGGAAAAUCACAGUUCCCCCAUUCCUUGCAUAUGGAGAAGAAGGCGACGGUAAAGAUAUCCCUGCCCAGGCAUCACUUGUGUUUGACGUCGUUUUGCUAGAUUUGCACAAUCCUAAAGAUGGCAUCACAUCAGAGGUCCUGUAUAUGCCAGACAACUGUGAGCGGAAGACACAGGCUAAUGAUUACAUCAGAUACCAUUAUAAUGGAACUCUGUUAGAUGGCACUUUCUUUGACUCCAGUUAUUCUCGAAAUCGCACUUAUAACACAUACAUUGGGAAGGGUUAUGUGAUUUCUGGCAUGGAUGAAGGUUUGCUGGGCCUGUGUGUUGGAGAAAGACGACGGGUAACAAUUCCACCCCAUCUUGCUUAUGGUGAAGAGGGUAGAGGAAAAAUCCCAGGAUCUGCAGUGUUGGUGUUUGAUAUCCUUGUAGUUGAUUUCCACAACCCAAAUGACUCUGUCAGCAUCACAGCACAGUCUAAACCAAGCAACUGUACAGUCCUGAGCAAAAAGGGAGAUUACCUGAAGUAUCACUACAAUGCAACUCUUAUGGACGGGACUGUGCUAGAUUCAACGCACCAGUAUGGCAAAACCUACAACAUAGUAUUGGAAUCUGGCCAAGUUGUAAUGGGAAUGGACAUUGGCCUGAGUGAUAUGUGUGUUGGAGAGAAGCGUACAGUCAUUAUACCUCCACAUUUUGGGUAUGGAGAAGCUGGAGUGGAGGGUGAAGUUCCUGGAAGUGCAGUGCUGGUUUUCGAUAUUGAGCUACUGGAGUUGAUACCAGGUCUACCUGACGGUUACAUGUUUGUGUGGAUUGGAGAGGUGUCAAAGAACCUGUUUGAAGACAUUGAUAAGAACAGUAAUAAGGAGAUACUUCUAGAAGAGUUUGCAGGCUAUAUUAAAGCUCAGGUGGCAGCUGGGAAAGGAAAACUGGCUCCUGGUUUUGAUGCGGACAAGAUUAUUGAGAACAUGUACAGAAAUCAAGACCGGAAUCACGAUGGCAAAAUCACAGAGGCGGAGUUUAAGUUGAAAGAACAGGAAGAUAAAGAGAGACAUGAUGAACUGUAAUGUUUCACCAGAUCUUGUGUCUGUAUGCACUGUGAAAUGUCUUGUGACAGAACACUCAUUUCUUUGGGAAUCUAAAGCAGUUUGUUUAUUGUGAGAACGCAGGCACAAAAGUGAUUUCCAUCCAUCUACCGCCACAUGUGACAAGUUAGAUUACCUUUUUCUUUUUUUUGGUAUUGCGAUUAUGACAUCCAGGCAGCUGACAUUUGCAAUAAGAAAUAGUUCACCAAGGACAGCUUAAUGUUCCUUCAGUAUUGGUUUCCUUUAGCAAUAUUCUAAUAAAGACUUACAAGUAUUAUUUAUAUUAGGAUUUUAUUACAACUACUUUAGUAGUUAAAGCGGUCCUUGCACUCCAAAGCAGUAUUAAAGCAGAAAAAUAGAAAGUGUUUUUAAAAAAGGCCCAUGGGAAUAAAAAGUUAGAACACAAACUUGCCUUAUCCCCAGAUUCUGUACUGCAGGGCGUGACGUCACAAUCCUUCCAGUGGUGCCGGAUGGUCCAAAUGUCGCUCCUGCACUGUGCAUGCAUUCCCUGGGUUCUCUCCUGAAGAAUAGUGAUGUCACACUGGCCUAUGGACAGAAGCCAGGGGUAUGGAAUAUAUACUGUAUUAUUUUUUUAGUGUAGCAUUUUGGAUUGAGGGGGGGGGGGGGGGGGGGGGUUCAGUGGCAGCGGACUUUGCUUUAAACAUGGCAUUGCCAGGAUUCCUGUCAUGACCUGAUUUAUCAACGUUUCAGAGGGAACAAUGGUCACCCUGGUCAGUGUUGUACUAUAGUAACCAAUUUGAUGCUUUCAUUUCAUUAAUAUGACUGGUUGCUUUGAAAAGUAGAACAGUCUAGUCUAGGGUCUGUGUGUAUGACUACCUAUGCAUUUUAGGAUGUUUCAGUGAGGUGAAGUCGCAUUGUAGCAGUGUGCUGAUGUGCACUGCGCCAAAGGCAGCCUUUUCAUUUCAAUGCGCUAAUGUACCAAAGAGGGUGCAUGCACUGCACCACAGCAACAUGUUGUCGCUGUGCAACCAUAUGAGCCCAGCCAAAAGGACCCAAGCAACUGUAUGCUAAUGUGAUUUGUUCUGUUGGUUCAAUUCUCAAGAAGAUCGGCAUGCCUUGGAUCGGUACCUGAGGUUUAUCUUUAUUGGAACCCUCAGUUUGUUAGCUGGGUUUGAAUGUGCUGUGAAUUGUUGCGAUGGAAGAAGAUAGAUUGUCAUAGUGGGGGGAGACUUACUAAAACCGGUGCACUCAUCUGCUGUAGCUGUGCACGGUAGCCAAUCAGCUUCUAAGUUCAGCUUGUUCAAUUAAGCUUUUACUAUAAAACACGGAAGCCGAUUGGUUUCUUUGCAGAGCUGCACGCUUCAGUUUUAGUAAAUAACCCCCAGUGUGUCCAGAUAGUGGAUUCAUUGCUGGCAUUUCAGAUUCUAACUUUUAUUUUAUUUUUUUAAACAUUUUGCCUGAUCCCCACUAAAGUAUUUCUUUCUGUACCUAAAAUGGUUUCUUUAAACCCACUGAAAAGAGGGCAUUUAUUAUAAAACAUUCCUGAUGUGAUGUUAGAUCUUGGAACUUUUCAAUUGUGUAUAUGAAUGUUACUAGCGGAGAAAGGGGGAUCCUGCCUGUCCUACCCCUUCCAUUGAUUUGAGUGAAAUUACAGAGUUCCGAAAAUUGUCCAUUUCUAAAAA
Messenger RNA from Rana temporaria (common frog), 3690 nucleotides. It is a transcript of the gene FKBP9, whose product is annotated as FKBP prolyl isomerase 9. The record is from RefSeq and is a predicted model, not a curated record. Gene Ontology annotation, molecular function: peptidyl-prolyl cis-trans isomerase activity; calcium ion binding. The transcript is spliced from 10 exons. The coding region runs from base 281 to 2029 and encodes 582 amino acids. Lineage: Eukaryota; Metazoa; Chordata; Amphibia; Anura; Ranidae.